AUUGGAUAGUUUAGAAGUCAUUCACAGAUCCCUGCCAACCACUUCACGGGAACACGGGCAGCAGCUAAAACAAUGGCGUCGCAUUUCAGUGGAGUGCUUCAGCUCACGGAUCUGGAUGACUUUAUUACUCCGUCUCAGGAAUGUGUGAAGCCCGUGAAGGUGGAAAAGAAGCAGGGCAGGUCUGUGGCUAAAAUCCAGAUAGAAGAUGAUGGCAGUUAUUUUCAGGUCGAUCAUGACGGUCAAAGGCAAAAGUUGGAGAAAGCGAAGAUCACUCUGAACGACUGUCUGGCUUGCAGUGGCUGCAUCACGUCUGCGGAGAGUGUCCUGAUCACACAGCAGAGUCACGAGGAGCUGUAUCGCGUGCUGCAUCGAAAUAAGCAGGUCGGCAGCAGCGAGCAGAAGCUGGUGGUGGUGUCCGUGUCUCCUCAGUCCAGAGCCUCCCUGGCUGCGCACUACGGCCUCGGCAGCAGCGAGGUGGCUCGCAGACUCGCCAGCUUCCUGAAGAACUUGGGUGUCCAUCACGUGUUCGACACCGGCUUCAGCCGCUCAUUCAGCCUGAUAGAGAGCCAGAGGGAGUUUGUAGAGCGGUUCCGACGGAGGGAAGCGGACAAGAAGGCUCUACCGAUGCUGGCGUCUGCCUGUCCGGGCUGGAUUUGCUAUGCUGAGAAGACUCAUGGUGAUUUCAUCCUCCCGUACAUCAGCACCACCCGCUCACCGCAGCAGAUGAUGGGCUCUCUAGUCAAGGGCUAUUUUGCCUCUCAGAAGGGUGUUUCGCCGCAGAACAUUUACCAUGUGACCGUCAUGCCCUGCUAUGAUAAGAAACUCGAGGCUUCUAGACCAGACUUCUACCUCAGUGAGCACGAGACCAGAGAAGUGGACUGCGUCAUCACUUCAGGUGAAGUUCUGAAGAUGUUGGAGGAGGAGAAUGUGUCUUUGAGGGACCUGGAAGAAGUGGCGCCUUUAGACACGAUGUUCAGUAAUGUAUGUGGGGAGGAGCUGCUGGGUCACGCAGGGAGCGGAUCAGGAGGAUACCUUCAUCACGUCUACAAACAUGCCGCCAAACAGCUGUUUGGGGUUGAAGUAGAUGAACUCGCUUACAAGACAAUGAAAAACAAAGACUUCCAGGAAGUCACUCUAGAGAAGGACGGUCAAGUUCUGCUUCGAUUCGCUGCCGUCUACGGCUUCAGGAACAUUCAGAACCUGGUGCAGAAGCUGAAACGCGGAAAGUCACCUUACCACUUUGUAGAAGUCAUGGCAUGCCCGUCAGGAUGUCUGAAUGGCGGCGGUCAGCUGAAGCCGUCGUCGGAUCAAACUAACAGAGAGCUACUGCAGCAAGUGGAGGAGCUGUACCGCGGCGAACGUACCUCAGAGCCAGAGCUGGACUCCCGAGUGGCCGAGCUCUACCGGGGCUGGCUGGAGAGCGUGGGAGAGGAGCGGGGCCGACAGCUGCUGCACACGCAGUACCACGCCAUAGAGAAGAACACCAACGGCCUCAGCAUCAAGUGGUGAGGAGCCACCAGACUCUCAACUCUUUGUUUCUUUGCCUUCCUUCAAAUGUUUGUCCAAGCUAAGUUAAACUUUAACCAGCUGAGUUAAACUUUAAGAUGCGUUUGACACUAAACCAACUAUGAACAAAAGUGAUUGUGUUUGAAAAGACAGGCGAAGUCAUAUUUCCUGCAAAUAUGCUUCUAUAAAGUAAAGUAAGAUUACUAAUAAUUCCUCUCUUUACUGUUUAGUUUUUUUUUUUCAAUCCAUGAAUGUUGCCCUGUGUUAUUUUUCCUUUCAUGUAUU
Messenger RNA from Puntigrus tetrazona (Sumatra barb), 1791 nucleotides. RefSeq names its product nuclear prelamin A recognition factor-like (gene ciao3). Gene Ontology annotation, molecular function: 4 iron, 4 sulfur cluster binding. The transcript has 11 exons. The coding region runs from base 73 to 1509 and encodes 478 amino acids. Gene Ontology annotation, cellular component: cytosolic [4Fe-4S] assembly targeting complex. Gene Ontology annotation, biological process: iron-sulfur cluster assembly. NCBI's taxonomy places the organism in Eukaryota, Metazoa, Chordata, Actinopteri, Cypriniformes, Cyprinidae. The record is from RefSeq and is a predicted model, not a curated record.